GUGAUGGGUUUGAGAUUAGAAUCAAUCUAGUCAACGGAUCUAAUCAAGGGACACUCUCACCACAGCCGACCUCAAUACAUUGUAUUUAAACAUAAUAUUAUAGAAGAUUGAAGAUUGACAUAAAAGAAUUUGCGAGUCUUACCAGAGGAUUCGUCGUCGUAGUUCAUUCCUUUCAAGUCGAUUAUUUUCGUGAAGGCUUCCUAGGCCGGGAAUAGUAGCACGCUGUGGUUUCGCCGUGAGAUGUCUCGAUACGGCUGCGACUGCGAGCCAUGACCAGCAUAGCAUUGCAUCCAGUAGCACCGGCCCGUCCACUGACGCCGUCUGCCGCUCCUGACCGCACGCCGGACAGCCCCACAGCCACGGCAAGCGAAAGCGAUCGUAGCGGCAGCGAACCAAUAAGCGAGCAAAUUACGCGCCUAUUUCCCAAGUGCAGACCGCGCGCGUCGGCCGCGGUCACCGACGUGAACCUAAACCCGGCGUCUAACAACGGUCACGGCGCCGGUACGGCUGCCGUCGUGGGAGCCGUCAACAAGCUGGAUCCGGAUGAGCAGCGCAGGAGAGCAGCAGCUAGAGACGCCGCGACUGCCGCGCAGAACGACGGUUCUGGUCAGGUACAGCAGAGGGACACGGCCACCGACAGGAUAAUCGAGCUGGCUGGUGGUCGCGAAUUGUUCUCGCAGAAUCGCACCAAAGCGGCACGCAGAUCCCGGCACGCGGCUAACGCAGAAGAGAGAGAGCGCAGACGGCGAUCGCCUUCUUCCCGCAACGCGACCGCUCAGCAACAGCAGCAACAACAACCACAUAGGACACAAAGACGAAGUAACGAGGACUAUCUAAGGAUUCAAUCGGCAAGACACCAUAAUCGCUCUUUAAACGUCCAAUCAAACAACAGCGGCCGACCUACACCCAGUAGUCCGACGGGGCCACAUCCUGCUUCUCCGCUAGAUCGCAACACGGUAACAUCUGCAACUGAAUUGGGCACAUCGUCCACCGCCGGCGGGCGAUUGUCUGCUACCGCUAGUCAACCUACGCAGACCGCCAGUCCGCCGCGGAGUCUUGCUGUUGUUGCUGACGGUGAAGUUGUCGUAUUUGAUGAUAUCGGCGAUACGUGGAAAGGUUUACGUAUGAAUCUCGAAGAAUCGUCUUCAGUACAGAAUCAGAAUUAUAUAUCAGAUCUCGAUAAGGACGCCAUGAACUCUUUAGGAUAUCGCAAUAACGGCAUGACUUAUAAUAUGGUGAAUAAUACCGAAAAUGAUGAUCACCAACACACGGCAGAGAGUCGUGUCGGACCACGGGUCAUUGGCAGUUUGCCGAUUGCUGAAUAUGAGGGAUCUCCGAGACGAUACGGAGUUUCUCGCCAAUGCGACAAUGCCAGGACACAAGAUCAGAUUCUUCACAACAUUCCACAUACACAAAGCCUCAUCGGAGGUCAGCAGACGGCCCCGAGUUCGACGUCUUUGUUUCCUCCUCGGCCAGGAUUUCCACAGAGAAUUCAUUCCAAUAAGAUCGAAGAUAGUUCCAAUACUACGCCCGAUUCUCUAAAUAUUUUGUCAACCGAACUUUCUCCGGCAGUAAAUUCAACUUUUGAUUACUUAUAUGAAUUUUCUGAAACACGUAAAGUGCUCGAAGAGUUCUUCAAAUGUCCCAGAGAAGACGAAAAUAAAUUGGACUUAGAUUUUAAUGACUUAGAUUACGAAUUGCACAGACAGACCGAUUCAAGUAGUUCAUAUGUUGGUCAAAGACUUGCAAAAUCUCCGUCAAAUCAGGACGAAAUUGUUGCGAACGACUCUCCACGGAAAAGCAAUAAUUCUCAAAGAGAACACGAGGAGUAUGAACGUACCAACAAUUUUUUAGAAUUGUCUGUUGGUACUGGAUCUAGUGAGGAAUUUGGGGAAACGGAAGUAGGCCUGCAGGUUGGCAACUCUAGAAAUUUUACAUUGUCUCCGGAAACCACCGACUGUGAUUCUAAUUGCGGCGAUCUAGACAGUGAGAUGUCGUUGAUGAUGAUGGAAAAUGAUUUCGGUCAUUCGGGUGGUCUUCGUGGGUCCUCAGGAGAUUUGGGUGCGGUAGCGGCAGAUAUGACUACCACGUCCGCUGCGGCACGUCUGUACACCGCCAUGCCAGUCUUAGAAGAUGGUUUGUCUAGUGGCCAUGCCAGCGAUAACGAUAAUAAUAAUCCAACAGUGAUGUUGAUGCGACGUCAAAUUAGCGAAAUCGAACGCGAGAUCGUCCAACGCACCCAGGAGUUGGUAAACGAGCGCGAACGUCGCCUUGUUGAUGCUGUAGGAAAUGAUCAAGAAGAAGAUGAUCUCGACGAUGAUGAGGAUGAUGAUGUAGAUGACGAUCUAGACGAUGAAGAUGAUGACGACUUAGACGAUGACGAUUUGGAAGGAGAAACCGCUACAAAUCCGACAACUGUGAACACAUCCAUUAAUAAACGUUUUACCGGAAAUCUGGAUGCUUCUACUAAAAUUACAUUAGAUCCACUGAAUGGAGCACAAGUUACUCCUCCGCCACCUGCUCCGGCUCCGCAUAGGCCGCAGCAGCAGCAUCUUUUGUCACCAACUGAUCAUGGAAGCGACACAUCUGUGAAAGACAUCAAAACCGCUCUGCAAAGAAAAUCAAUGCCUUUAAAAUCAAAUACUCCAGAAGUACAUUCUCCUGAAAAAAAUUCUUCUACUAGUCCCGUUUGGAUACCAAGAAGACAGCGUGGUAAUUCUGGCGAAAGUGGUGACUCUUGUGGUCAUCCUGGUAAAGCACUAAGCGGUGAUGAAGGUGGCGAUGAAGAAGAAGCAGACACGGAUUUGGAAACUGAUCGUUUACUUGGUCAACAACGCACAGAUGAUCAAGGAUUUUAUGACGAUAAGGAUAAGGAUGGGAAGAAAAAGAGCAGAAAUAAAGAGGGCGUGCGACAUAAACCAUCAGUGCUUAUCGAGGGCGUGCUGUUUCGGGCACGUUAUCUGGGUUCAACGCAGCUGGUGUGCGAGGGUCAGCCAACUAAGUCCACUCGUAUGAUGCAGGCCGAAGAAGCGGUCAGCCGAAUCAAGGCACCCGAAGGAGAAAACCAGCCAAGCACGGAAGUCGAUUUGUUUAUUUCUACAGAAAAAAUAAUGGUAUUAAAUACAGAUCUGAAGGAAAUUAUGAUGGAUCAUGCAUUGCGGACAAUUUCUUACAUAGCAGAUAUAGGAGAUUUAGUAGUACUCAUGGCACGUAGAAGAUUUGUACCACAUGAAAUGGAAGAUCCUCCCAAAAUGAAUCGUACACCAAAGAUGAUUUGCCAUGUGUUUGAAAGUGAGGAAGCACAAUUUAUAGCUCAGUCUAUAGGUCAAGCAUUCCAAGUGGCUUACAUGGAAUUUCUCAAAGCUAAUGGAAUUGAGGAUCAUAGUUUUGUGAAAGAAAUGGACUAUCAAGAAGUUCUGAACAGUCAAGAAAUUUUUGGAGAUGAACUCCAAAUGUUUGCAAAGAAAGAAAUGCAAAAAGAAGUGGUCGUUCCUAAAGCAAAAGGUGAAAUUUUAGGAGUGGUUAUUGUAGAAUCUGGAUGGGGUUCAAUGUUACCAACUGUGGUGAUAGCAAAUUUGGCACCUGCAGGAGCUGCAGCCAGAUGCGGCCAGUUGAACAUCGGUGAUCAAAUAAUUGCCAUCAAUGGUGUUAGCUUAGUGGGAUUGCCCUUAUCAACCUGUCAAAAUUAUAUUAAGAACUCAAAAAAUCAAACUGUUGUUAAAUUAACCGUAGUGCCAUGUGCACCAGUAGUAGAAGUCAAAAUUAAAAGGCCAGACACCAAGUAUCAAUUAGGGUUCAGUGUACAAAAUGGUGUGAUCUGCAGUUUGCUCCGAGGUGGAAUAGCCGAACGAGGUGGUGUUCGUGUUGGACAUAGGAUAAUAGAAAUCAAUAACCAGAGUGUCGUAGCUGUUCCACAUGAGAAAAUAGUUAAUCUGCUUGCUACAUCUGUUGGCGAGAUUUUAAUGAAAACCAUGCCGACAUCUAUGUUUAGAUUAUUAACUGGUCAAGAGAAUCCAAUUUAUAUAUAAUUACGAAUGAGGCUAGUUGAUCAAAAAGACACAUGAAGUGCCUGCCUCAUUUUAGAAGCCGUCUAUCUCAGUAUCAUUUGAAGAACACACUAACUUUAUAUAUUUAAUAUUUUCACUGUAUAUUUAACAGUUCUAAAAGCCAUGACUUGUAUAAAUGUGUUUAGCAUUACAUAAUAAUAAAUGACAAUACAAAUUUAGAAGGCAAACAGUGGAAAACUUUCGACUAUUUGGCAGUGUUAGUAUGGCCUUUGUGAAGUGAUACUUUAAAUCAGAAAUAGUUGUUUUUCAUCAAAGCAUUUUUAGUCCCGAAUUUGGACUAGAUAGAAAAAUAUGGACUGAAAUAUGCAAUUCAUAUCCUCUUCAAAUAAAACUAUAAAAUUAUAUUUAUUGUGUAAUGAUCACUAUGGCUAAAAAAAGAUGUGUUUUAAAUU
This is a messenger RNA of Ctenocephalides felis (cat flea), 4459 nucleotides long. RefSeq lists its product as uncharacterized. Gene Ontology annotation, molecular function: protein binding. The record is from RefSeq and is a predicted model, not a curated record. Bases 270 to 4028 code for a protein of 1252 amino acids. Gene Ontology annotation, cellular component: cytoplasm; dendritic spine; plasma membrane. The transcript is spliced from 20 exons. Gene Ontology annotation, biological process: chemical synaptic transmission. Lineage: Eukaryota; Metazoa; Arthropoda; Insecta; Siphonaptera; Pulicidae.